AUGGCAGACCUCAACCGGCAACUACAGGAAUACCUGGCCCAGUCGAAAGGCGCAGGCUCGGCGGAUACAGUUCCCCUGCUGCCCACAGAGGGGAAGGAGGCGGCGGAAGCCGGGGGUGCGUCCUCCGUGGGAGUCUGGCUGGGCCGGGUGAAUCCAUUCCCAAGCCGGGGAGGCCUAGCGUGGGCCUGGCCGCGGAGUUCGGCGCUGCCGCCGGAGGAGCCAGAGCCGGGCCCCGGGCCUCCGUGCCUGCCGAGUCUUUCGCGCUGGCAGCGCCUGACGGCGAGCGGGGUGUGCUUGGUGCUAGCGGUGCUCUGCUUCGGGCUGGCCGCGCUCUACGCGCCGGUACUGCUGCUCCGCGCCCGCAAGUUCGCCCUGCUCUGGUCGCUGGGGUCGGUGUUCGCGCUGGCAGCUGCUGCACUGCUACGCGGGGGCCCCGCCUGCCUCCGGCUGCUGCGCUGCGAGGAACGGCCGUCCCGUGGCGCGCUGUUCUACCUGGCGGCGCUGGGCGGCACGCUGUACGCGGCGCUGGGGCUGCGCAGCACGGCGCUCACCGCGCUCGGAGCCGUCGCCCAGCUGGCCGCGUUACUGGCUGCGCUACUAGGCCUCCUACCCUGGGGCAGCGGCCCGGCUCUUCGCUACGCGCUUGGGAGCCUGUGCGGUGGUCUGGCCCGAACCCUGCCCGUGUGAACUGAGAUCCCCCGGGGCCCACUCGGAGACGGUGCCGGCUUCUCGCUACGAGGAUACCCGAGGCCCCGGGCCCAAGUCCCCGAAGAGCGUCUAAGCUGCAUGACGAGACGGCGAUGGUUUUGACGCAAGCCUAGGAGGCGCCACAUCGAGUAUUAAGGAACCUGGUAGCCUACGGACCAAAUCGUCCAAACUGAGUGGAGCCCAGGGGAUGCCUGUGAAAGGGGAGCGAGCGCCAACUUGGUUCCUCGACUUUGCUAUAAUUAAUCACGAAGAUUUUUCUGGUGAAUGGAAAAGAAUUCCCCCUUGAAGCAAGGACCCAGAAUCAAGAAUUAGGUGACUCAGUCAUGAAACUCAGAAAGUAAUCACCUCUUCUUGGACAGCAGGUUUGGGGCUAGCACCAGGAAAAACCAUUAAUAUAUGGUGAUCAAUUAAUUUCCAUUUGGAAAUCAUGCAAAACCCUUCAAAUGAAAUUAAUAAUUAUUAGAAGUUUAGUUGAUGAAAGGGUAAUCUAUGUGGCAUGUCAACUUCAUCUGGUAUCAUAACCAAACUUCAAAAUUUGGAGUAUUUUCUUUUCCAUUGAUGGAAUUUCUUUAACAACUCAACAGAGUUUUUAAAAGGUUGGAGAUAU
Messenger RNA from Gracilinanus agilis (Agile Gracile Mouse Opossum), 1315 nucleotides. RefSeq names its product SFT2 domain containing 3 (gene SFT2D3). Gene Ontology annotation, cellular component: membrane. The transcript has 2 exons. Gene Ontology annotation, biological process: vesicle-mediated transport. Bases 1 to 687 code for a protein of 228 amino acids. NCBI's taxonomy places the organism in Eukaryota, Metazoa, Chordata, Mammalia, Didelphimorphia, Didelphidae. The record is from RefSeq and is a predicted model, not a curated record.